Corvus hawaiiensis (hawaiian crow) is the source of this 3413-nucleotide messenger RNA. RefSeq names its product kinesin-like protein KIF12. Gene Ontology annotation, biological process: microtubule-based movement. Lineage: Eukaryota; Metazoa; Chordata; Aves; Passeriformes; Corvidae. The record is from RefSeq and is a predicted model, not a curated record. Gene Ontology annotation, molecular function: ATP binding; microtubule binding; microtubule motor activity.
AAGAGGGGGAACGGGGCGGGCACCCCCAGCCGGACCCCCGGCCCAGAACACUCCCACGAGGCCAGGAGAGACCGUAAGUUGUCGGGGAGGCGGAGGAGACAGAGGCCAGCCCGUCCUGGAGCAGCCGGACUUGGGCAGUGACUGCCCGACUGAUACAGGCAGCGGGGGGCGGCACCCCAAAAAGGCUGGGGGGGACAGGACCGUCCUUCUGCGGCGACAUGGCGGGGACCCUGAGCUCUGUCCCCCGCCAGGCCUCAGGGCACAGUGGAGGUGGGAGGACGGUGCGAGCACAGCAUGACCAAGGGUCCCUCUACCCCAGCCCCCGGGGUGUCCGCGGGAAGCCCCCCCAGCUGGGGGCACCCACCACCCUGCUGCCCUCUGUUCCCCAAAGGAGCCCUGGAGAAGAGCGGGAGGGCCCCGUGCAGGGCAGAGAGACGCGCCUGAGAGUGGUGCUAAGGGUCCGGCCACUGACCUGCACAGAGACGCGGCGAGGUGACCGGCAGGUUGUGCACAGCCUCGGUGACGGCGCCGUCCACGUAAGCGCGGCCAGGCACGAUGCCACCUUUGGCUUCAGCGCCGUGUUCGAUGCCGGCGCCUCGCAGGAGGCUGUGUUCGAAGGCAGCGGGAUGAGGCAGCUGGUGGAGCUGGCCAUAGACGGCUUCUCCUGCACCGUCUUUGCCUUCGGGCAGACCGGCUCGGGGAAGACCUACACCCUGAUGGGACCCCUCGCCCAGAGCGAGACCCAGCCGGCAGCCCCGGCCCUGCUGGGGCUGAUGCAGAGGUCCUUCACCUGCCUCCUGGAGCAGAGCCGGAGCCGUGGCUCUGCCCUGGCUCUCAGUGCUUCCUACCUGGAGAUCUACAACGAACAGGUCCGGGACCUGCUGAGCCCGGGGCCACCGUGUGCCCUGCCGCUGCGGUGGAGCAAAACCCGCGGCUUCUAUGUGGAGAACCAGCUCAGUGUGGAAUUCGAGAGCCUGGAGACCAUCGUCAGCCUACUCCUGCAAGGAUCCCAGAGGCGCCGGACCUCGGCACAUGCCCUCAACAGGCACUCGAGCCGCAGCCACGCCCUUCUGACCAUCCACAUCCACAGCCGAGCCGCCAGCGCCUGCCCCAGCAAGCAGGGCACGCUGUGCUUCGUGGACCUGGCUGGCAGCGAGCGGGUGAAGGAGACCGGCUCCAGCGGGGAGCUCUCCGUGGAGGCCAACAGCAUCAACCGCAGCCUCCUGGCGCUGGGACACUGCAUCUCCCUGUUGGCCAAACCCCGAGGGAAGAGAACGCACAUCCCCUACCGGGACAGCAAGCUCACCCGGCUGCUGGCCCGCUCCCUGGGCGGCUCGGGCAUCACCCUGAUGGUCGCCUGCAUCUCCCCGUCCUCACGAUGCCUCUCAGAGACACUGAGCACGCUGCAUUACGCCAGCCGUGCCCGGAGGGUCACCACCAGACCCUUGGCCAACAGGGUGUCCCGGGAGAAGCUGCUGCAAACCUUGGAGCAAGAAAUCCAUGCCCUGCAGCUGGAAAACCUCUCCCUGCGCCAGCAGCUGUGCCUGCCCAGGGUGCCAGUGGGGAGCACAGAGGUCCCAGGGAACCCUCCAAAAGCAUGGUCGGGCUUGGGAGGCAGGUAUGGCCCCGCAGGGCAGCUCCCACCCGAGGGAACCCCAGCCUGGCCCAGCCUCUACGGUCUCCUGCGGGACUUCGUGGUGGAGAACGAGCAGAUGAGGCAGCCCCGUCUGUCCCUAGAGCCCAGUGGUGACAUCCCAGUUGGCCCAUCCCACAGAGCCACCCGCGGCUCCUGUGACAGCCAGCCCCUGCUCCGGAGUGCCCGCACCCCCCAUGUCCACCCUGGCCACUCAGUGAGGCACCGGCGGCCCGACACGACACCCACCUCUGUCCCCCAGCUGCCGAAGCUCCCUCCUGCCUCCAGCCAUCCCAGCUGCCCAGGGUGCCCACAGUGCUGCCCCAGGCCAGCUGAUGUCACCAUGUCCCAGGUGCUGCCAGUGCUCCCCAUGCCACAGCCAGUCCCCCCCGAGGGAAGUGCUGGUGUUCUGCCACCCGGACAGGAGGACAUGGCUCUGGCCGGCUCCCAUCAGUCCCACAGGCACUCCCAGCUGCACCAGAGGAAGCGGAGUCGUGACAGGAGCAGGAGCUUGUCUCAGCAGCACCUGCUCCACCGGGAGCUGCCAGGCCCUGAGCGCGUUCCCAGCCCCGAGGGGAGGGUCAUCCCUUCGGCACCGCCGUGGCCAGGAUUGCCAGAGCUUAGAGCUGCCGGCACUGUCCCUCUCCUCCAGUGGGAAGAGGCACUGGACUGGCUGGCGGAGCAGAUCUGAGCUGCCACAGGCACACCAUGGAUGGGGCCAGCAUCGGGGAUAUGGCACAGACUGGGGGGACAACCACAGCCCUCGGGGACACGGGAUCUUGGACUGCAAGGACUGCGCAAACCAUGGAACAGACAGUUGGAUGGACGGAGAAACAGAGCUCUCCAGCCUGCAUGGCUCUCACAGUUUAUUUCUGUCUAGCUGAGGCUGUGCUGCUGGUGGCUCUGGGGAUCCCAUCAGGUGCUCUCCUCCCCGGGCUGGGGGCAGUCCAGCCAGUACUGGGCGAUGGAGCGGGGAUAGCGUGGCCGCGCCAGGUCCACGCGCUUGGUGCGCAGGUUGACACGGUAGUACUUGUCUGGGGGAAAGGGGACAUGGCUGCCAGGACUGUCCUCAGCUCUGGGGAGCUGCCAGCACCUUCCCACUGCAUCCCAGAGCUCGGGGACAUUGCAGAGAGAGAGGAGCCCUCCCCAUGCCCCGGCAGCCCUGGUCCCGCAUCAUUCCUGGCUCCUGCUGGGCCAGACUCACCUCCGACAAAGAAGUAGACACUCUGGACCAUCUCACAUGUGGAGCCCGACAGCCCAUCGCUUUCAACACCUGCUGAGUCGGGGUCAUUUUGCAGCCAGCUCCAGAAUCCCAAAUUCAGUGACCGGUGGUGGUUGUAUCUCUUGCGCUGGCGGCGAGACUUCCUCCUGCGGGGCUGCUGGGAGGCCACGUAGAGCCGGCCGGCCAUGGCAGCGUCCAGCCGGCCGGGCACCCCCCGCCAGUCCCGGCUGAUGUACCACGGGCCGUUCGCCCCAGCUGGAAAAGGAGCAGAGGGCGAGUGAGAGGGGCAGCAGUGUGUGGGGUGAGCUGAGCCGCCAGCACCUGCUCUGAGACCCACAGGAAUGCUCCAAAGGAUCCCAGCCUGGAUGGGAUGUGUGACAGUGACACAGGCCAGGCAGAGCCAAGAGCAGCCCUCCACCCCACUUUUGGCUGGGAUCAGCUUUGUGCUGCUGAGCCCCCCUUCUCCUCCUCUCCAUCUUUCAUUCCCCUUGCCCAGGGCUGGGGUUUUCCUGUGGCAUCUCCAGCUGCAGUGAUAAUAAACAGUCCCCAGCAGUGACA